Dendrobium catenatum is the source of this 1350-nucleotide messenger RNA. Its product is annotated as MLO-like protein 12. Lineage: Eukaryota; Viridiplantae; Streptophyta; Magnoliopsida; Asparagales; Orchidaceae. The transcript is spliced from 11 exons. Gene Ontology annotation, biological process: defense response. Gene Ontology annotation, cellular component: membrane. The coding region runs from base 21 to 1124 and encodes 367 amino acids. The record is from RefSeq and is a predicted model, not a curated record.
UCCAGCUUCUGAUUAAAGCAAUGGCACUGGGAGAAUCUCUGUCUUCUACGCCAACUUGGUCUGUUGCUAUUGUCACAACUGUCCUCGUAAUCCUUUCUCUGCUCAUUGAGCACUCUCUCCAUAUCCUAACUCAUUUUGUUGAUAGAAGAAAAAGGAAGAGUCUUAAACAAGCUGUAUGCCAAAUAAAGGCAGAAUUGAGAAAUUUGGGGUUCAUUUCUCUACUGCUGACUAUGGCUCAACAACCCAUAUCUAAGAUCUGUAUCUCUGUGAGCAUGGCUGACACUUUCCUUCCUUGUAAGGAAAAGCCGCCUCUUCCGACCACAAGCUUUGACAACGUGGAGAAUGCAAAUACAUGCGUGAAGAAGGGUAAACUGCCACUUAUGUCAUCUGAUGGAACACAGCAGCUGCAGGUUCUGAUAUUUAUGCUGGCGAUUUUCCACGUCGUUUCCUCCCUUCUUACUUUGGGUCUUGGGGAGAUCAAGACGAAGAAAUGGAGAAAAUGGGAAGAAGAGGCUCGCAGUCUGGAAUACCAGUUAUCAAAUGAUCCGAGACGAUUUAAGCUCGCUAAACAAACAUCCUUUGGGAGAAGGCACAUGCAGUUUUGGAGUAACCACGGGUCACUUCUCUGGAUUGUUUGUUUUGUGAGGCAAUUCAAGAAUUCUGUAUCACGAGCUGAUUAUUUUGCUCUUCGAAAUGGCUACAUUGAUGCUCAUCUUGGCCCAAAGUCAGCUUAUAAUUUUCACAAGUUUCUUAGAAGAUCUUUGGAUAAAGAUUUUAAAGGGUUAGUUACAAUCAGCCCUGCAAUCUGGACGGCUGUCAACUUGUUUAUCUUUUUCAACGCUCAUGUCUUUAACAACCAUUACUGGCUUCCUUUUAUCCCGUUAGUGGUGCUCUUGGCCAUAGGAACAAAAUUAGAGGUUAUCAUUACAAAAUUGUGCCUAAAAGGUAAUAAGCGGAGAGUGAUUGUUUCAGGCGAUGUUUAUGUGAACCCAGAUGACGAGCUUUUCUGGUUUGGACGGCCUCGAUGGCUUUUGCAUGCAAUCCAUAUUAUCUUAACUCAGGUAAUUAUAUGUUGGGCUGCAAACGAACCGAGCCGAAUCGAGUAUAUGAGUGUUCAUGUUUGAGUUCAUUUAUUAUCAGCUUGUUCAAGUUUAGUUCAUGAUUGAUUCAAGUUUUAUUGUUUGUGUUCAUGUUUGAUUUAUAUAAAUUAAUGAGUGUUCAUGCAUGUUUGAUUCAUGUUCGAUUCAUAUUUGAUUCGGUUAUAGUUUAUCGAGCAUUAAACAAGCAAACCUUAACAAGCUAUAAAUGAACUCUACUUCUAGAUGUUCAUUAACUUAACAAACGAGCUUU